AUGGAGGCCAAAACAAGUAGUCCAGCAAAUCCAUGGUUUUCCGAAGAUCAGUUAGGCGAGUUAGAAGAACAAUUUUCGAUGGUUGCCUCAUUUUUCAAUGUUAUGGAAUUAUAUGAAGAUCAAAAGAACGCCCUACGUUCCUUUUUCAGAGGGAAAGAUCUUUAUUACAGUUCGGCUACUGGGUCUGGAAAAUCAUUGAUUUUUCAGUGUAUACCGCCAUUGAUAGAUUUGCUACGUGAUCAAGCUUUGGGCACAAGUACAGUGCUAGUUAUUUCUCCUUUGAAGUCUCUGAUGCUUGAUCAAGUGAACAAGCUACAGCAAAGUGCAGUUAGCGCGGCUGCAAUUUACAACGGGCAAAGCCAGAGCGUUCUGGACAGGAUAGUUGAUGGCCAAGUUUCACUUGUUUAUAUAUCUCCGGAAGAUCUUUUAGACCACGAAUUUUGGAGAUCAGUAUUGAAGUCAGAAUGUUUUCGUAGACAUUGUGAAGUUGUAGUUGUUGAUGAAGCUCACUGUAUAGUUCACUGGGGAUUGCCUGGAGGUGGUAAAGAAGGAACUGGAGUGCCUUUUCGCCAAUGGUUUGGAAAUUUAAUUGAAAUAAAAUCCCUUUUGAAUAAUCCAAGAUUGGCUGUUUUUACUGCAACUGCUUCAAAAAGCACAAAAGGUAAAAUUUUCUCCACAUUGCAGUUGGAUCCAUUGAAAACUUUUGAAAUUGAAAAAUGCCCAUUGAAGCCAAAUCUCAAGUUCAUCACUAAGUUCUUGGAUAGUGGUCUCCCAAUAGAAAAUGUUUUCAGCGUUGUAAUAACUGACAUCAAAUCAAGGCAAGAUCAAGCAAAGGGAACACUAAUUUUCUGUAGAACAAGAAAACAGUGCAGCCUGAUUUAUAGAACAAUGGUUGAUUCUCUGGGAUCUUAUUUAUACAAGGAUGGAAUCAGAAUUCCACAAAUGCGUCUAGUAGAGAUGUAUCAUGCUGGCACUCCAGAACAGGUGAAAGAACACAUAUUGAAGACAGUGACAUCACAGUUUGGCCACAUUAGAGUUUUAAUAUGCACCAUAGCUUUUGGAAUGGGGAUAGAUUGUCAUUAUAUGACACAAGUGGUUCAUUAUGGGGGCUCAUCUUGUAUUGAAUCUUAUUUACAAGAGUGUGGUAGAGCUGGUAGAAGAGGUGAGGACAGUCUGUGCAUCCUUUUAUACAAUGGUCACUUAGUGAAACACAGCAAUGAUGACAUGAAAGAAUAUAUCUAUUCCAGAGACUGUAGGCGUAAAAGACUUCUAAGAGAAUUCUCUCAUCUAAAGGAAUCAAAAGAGGUACUCCAUGGAUGUAAUUGUUGUGAUUGUUGUGCUCAAGAAUGUGAGUGUUAUCAAUCAGAGUGCUUGGGGAAAUUCAAUUUGAUGCCACACAAAGGAGAUAGUGAGGAUGCAACUGUUGGCAGAAAAAGGAAUGUAACUCCAUUCCAAACUUCAGCACUAAAACAACAGUUAGAGUCCUAUAAGCAGUGCCAUCUUGUAAAUGGUCUUGCUGAUGUCAAACCAGUAACUUACCCAAAUAUCCACCUUGAGUUCACAAAUUUACAAGUUUCUCAGGUUUUGAAGCACUGUGACAAGAUAUUCUCUACUUGGGACAUUAAAAAGUAUGUAGAGAUCUGGAAUGACAUCCAUGCAAAUAACAUACUUCUGGCUAUUCAUGAUGUGUUUUCUGAUUUUGAUUUAGACAAGAAUGCACUAAUUUUAACUGAGCUGGAAGACAUAACAGAGGAAAUUGUUGAUGUUGAUAAUGAAAAUUCUUUUUGGGAAAUCAAAGACUGUACAAACAGUUCAUCAAUCUUCGACAGUAUGGAGGAAACCUACCAAAAUGAAAGGUCACAAAACAUUUCAGGAGGAAGUGAUAUAUUUACUGAAGCUGCUGAACAAAUAUGCUCAAAAUUUGAUUAA
Messenger RNA from Rhopilema esculentum, 1929 nucleotides. RefSeq lists its product as uncharacterized. The record is from RefSeq and is a predicted model, not a curated record. Gene Ontology annotation, biological process: double-strand break repair via homologous recombination. Gene Ontology annotation, cellular component: cytoplasm; nucleus; chromosome. NCBI's taxonomy places the organism in Eukaryota, Metazoa, Cnidaria, Scyphozoa, Rhizostomeae, Rhizostomatidae. Gene Ontology annotation, molecular function: 3'-5' DNA helicase activity; nucleic acid binding; ATP binding.